AGAGGAAUAAUGAAGUGUGGUGUUGUAAGGGGUUUUAUUGCGGAAAGGGCUAAAACCCUUGAAGGAUAAAGGGAAAUGGCCAAAGUUUCAAAUUUUGGGCAUUUUCUCUAUCCCUCUCUUUCUCUUCUCUCCAAACCCACUACUAAUACUAUCCAAUUCCGUUCUCUGAUAACCGUCAUCGCCUCAUUCUCAAAACGACACCGUAACUUCCCUGCUCUCCACCUUGGGCGCAGAAAGAGCAGCAUCCCCAUGGAAGACCAAGAGACAAGCUCCGUCGCUGCUAGCUUCAACAAGAGAAGAGCUGAGGGAAGAGAUAAAAGUGACGCUACCAAGAAGAACCUUCAACUCAAAGUUCGGAAGCUUAAUCCAAUCAAUACCAUAUCAUAUGUUCAGAUAUUGGGGACUGGAAUGGAUACUCAAGAUACCUCACCUUCCGUCCUUCUUUUCUUCGACAAACAGAGAUUUAUAUUCAAUGCUGGCGAGGGAUUACAAAGGUUUUGCACAGAGCAUAAGAUUAAGCUAUCUAAGAUAGAUCACAUUUUUCUUUCUCGUGUCUGUUCUGAGACUGCCGGUGGCCUUCCAGGUUUACUGCUUACUUUGGCUGGCGUGGGAGAAGGGAUGUCUGUUAAUGUAUGGGGCCCUUCAGAUCUUAAGUAUUUAGUAGAUGCCAUGAGAUCUUUUAUUCCCAAUGCUGCCAUGGUUCACACAAAGAGCUUUGGGCCCAUCUUCAACACUGAUUGGCCUACUGUGCCGGCUCAAAGCAAGGUUUUGGACCCCAUUGUUCUUGUCGAUGAUGAAGUGGUCAAAAUAUCAGCCAUUAUACUACAACCCAACCACAUUGAAGGUCAGGUUCUGACACCUUCAGAAAACUCUUCACAAAAGAGGAUGGAUCAUAGUCCAGAGACUCUUGACUCCCCCAGUAGCAAAAAGCAGCCUGGUGUAAAGCCUGGUGAUAUGUCUGUAGUAUAUGUUUGUGAACUGCCUGAAAUCAAGGGAAAAUUUGAUCCAGAGAAAGCUAAGGCCCUUGGUCUCAAACCUGGGCCAAAGUAUCGUGAACUGCAACUUGGAAACUCAGUGAAAUCUGAUUGCCAGAAUAUUAUGGUUCAUCCAAUUGAUGUCUUGGGACCUUCUGUUCCUGGUCCCAUUGUUCUCCUUGUUGAUUGCCCAACAGAAUCUCAUUUGGAAACAUUAUUGUCUGCACAAUUGCUCGACAGUAAUGGUGAUCAAAUGAGCAUGCUACCAGAGGCUAAGAGUGUCACAUGUGUAAUUCACUUGACUCCUGCAUCUGUUAUAAGUUGUUCAAAUUACCAAAAAUGGAUGAAGAAAUUCAGUUCUGCACAGCAUAUCAUGGCUGGACAUGAAAAGAAGAAUGUAGAGAUUCCUAUUUUGAAAUCUAGUGCAAGAAUUGCAACACAACUUAAGUACUUGUGUCCUCAGUUUUUUCCAGCUCCAGGAAUUUGUUCUCUUCCAAAUCAUAAUAGCUCAAACUUUGGCUCUCUUGCUUUGAGUGAGGGUUCUUUUCCAGAACUUUCUGAAGUCAUUUCUGCAGAAAAUCUUCUGAAGUUUACUUUGCGUCCUUAUGCAAAUCUUGGGUUGGAUAGAUCUUGUAUUCCUACUACGAUGGCUUCCUCAGAAAUCAUUGAUGAGUUACUGUCAGAGAUUCCAGAGGUUGUGGAAGCAGCUAAGCAUGUAAGUCAGCUCUGGAAAGAAUGUAGUCAAGCAGAGGAUUUAACAACUCUGGCAGAUCAUAAGAUGAUGAUUGAGGAACCAUGGCUGUGUGCAGAUGGUAUUCCUGCUUGCUUGGAAAAUAUCCGGAGAGAUGACUUGGAGAUAGUUCUUCUUGGAACUGGUUCAUCCCAGCCAUCAAAAUACCGAAAUGUGAGCUCAAUAUAUAUAAAUCUUUUCUCAAAAGGAAGUAUGCUCUUGGAUUGUGGUGAAGGAACGUUGGGGCAACUUAAAAGAAGAUAUGGCGUUAGUGGUGCUGAUGAUGCUGUGAGAGCUUUAAGGUGCAUUUGGAUUUCACAUAUUCAUGCUGAUCACCAUACAGGCUUGGCUAGGAUUCUUGCUCUGCGCUAUGAAUUGCUGAAGGGAGUGCCUCAUGAACCGAUUCUUGUUGUAGGACCAAGGCAGCUGAAGAGAUAUUUAGAUGCAUACCAAAGACUUGAAGAUUUAGAUAUGGUGUUUCUUGACUGCAAGCACACAACAGCAGCUUCAUUGGAUGCUUUUGAGGAUGAUUUCCAACGAAUUUCAGUUAAUUCUCAUAAUCUGAACAAUAAUAAUAGGGAAAUAAUUGCAUCAAAAGUCGAUUCAACUUUGUUUUCUAGAGGAUCUCGUAUGCAAAGCUAUUUUAAAAGACCAGGUAGUCCUGUUGACAAAGAUGCAAUUUCUCCCAUCCUAAAGAAAUUUAAGGAGGUAAUCCAGGAAGCUGGUCUGAAGGCCUUGAUUAGUUUCCCUGUUGUACAUUGCCCACAGGCAUUUGGUGUUGUUCUAAAAGCUGAAGAGAGGACUAAUAGUGUUGGAAAAGUGAUACCUGGCUGGAAGAUUGUAUAUUCUGGUGACACAAGGCCCUGCCCAGAGCUAAUAGAAGCAUCUCGUGGUACAACAGUUCUUAUUCAUGAGGCAACUUUCGAGGAUGGUAUGGUAGAGGAGGCUAUAGCAAAAAAUCACAGUACCACAAAGGAAGCCAUAGAAAUGGGAGAGUCUGCUGAUGCAUAUCGAAUUAUACUAACUCAUUUCAGCCAAAGAUAUCCAAAAAUUCCUGUAUUGGAUGAAACACACAUGCAUAAAACCUGUGUUGCAUUUGACAUGAUGAGUAUCAAUAUUGCUGAUUUAUACGUGCUUCCCAAGGUUCUUCCAUAUUUGAAAUUGCUUUUCAGAAAUGAAAUGAUGGUUGACGAGUCGGAUGAUGUAGUUGAAGCCGUGACUUCAGCUUCUUGACAGAAUCACCCCAUUGUAUUAUUGAUUUAUAUAUUUUAAAUUACGAUCAUGUUACAAUAUGGUAGCAUUUUGUCGUUGGCUUUGCCCAUGCAGUUUUAAUUAUGAUCACGUUCUGACGGCGUUCCAAACAAGCAUGUACCGAAAAGAAAAUGAUUGAACAAAUCACCACUUUAAUCCUGAAGAUUUGAAGUGUUU
Abrus precatorius (Indian licorice) is the source of this 3132-nucleotide messenger RNA. RefSeq names its product tRNAse Z TRZ4, mitochondrial. Bases 76 to 2937 code for a protein of 953 amino acids. Gene Ontology annotation, cellular component: mitochondrion. Lineage: Eukaryota; Viridiplantae; Streptophyta; Magnoliopsida; Fabales; Fabaceae. Gene Ontology annotation, molecular function: 3'-tRNA processing endoribonuclease activity. The record is from RefSeq and is a predicted model, not a curated record. Gene Ontology annotation, biological process: mitochondrial tRNA 3'-end processing. The transcript is spliced from 12 exons.